AAGGUGUUUUGUUUGUCUGGAAGCGAGACGUCGGUGUCCGUAACGUUGCUGGUUUUCUUUUUGUAGUCUGAUUUCCUGUAGACCCUGCCAUGUAUUGGAAUAAAUGACCAAACUAUAAAACUAGCUAGCCAGCUAUGGGUAACUGUAGCUAGCUACCUGGCAGGAGUGCUAGUUAGAUACGUUAGCUUACUAGGUACAUUAAUAGCUUUAGGUCGGUUGUUUUUAAGCUCAACUUCAAGAUUUCCACCAAGGACGUUGCCUCUCCGAUCAUCACUCUCUCUCUCGCUUAGGCAAGGGACAUUUAAGUUUUUCACUUCUUAACCACGUCCGUCAACAAUCACCCACAACGAAGAUGGCGGCUUGCAGGGAGACGAGACGUAACUGGACAAUUCACUGUGCAUUUGCUGUGUUUAUCUUGUUACAACUAUUUCCUCUCAACUGUAUUUCGGCACCGCUGGAACCUGAAAACGAUUCAGUUGAGGUUCAACCACCUCUGAAUCCAGGAGUUGUUGGUUUGGAUCACUCCUUGCCUUUGGCAACCACCAGCAAGGGUGCAGCAACAGCCGACAGCACUGGUACAACAGACAGCAAGGCAGACACCGUAACCAAUGACAAAGCUAGAACAUCUAUCGAUGUUGAUAAAACAGCAGUCAUUAAGGCUGUAACAUCAGACCUAAAGGAUGCUGCUGCUACACCCAAUGAGAGUGCUAUGCCUAUCAAAGACGCUACCACACCCAUCAAGGAUGCUACCACACUCAUCAAGGAUGCACCCAUUGAUGGCGUUACAGCAUAUGUCGCACUGGCCACCAAAGGGGAGUUUAUAGCUGAAUCCCCUGCCAUUAUUAAUAAAACAACUGUUGGCAAGGAAGCAGGACGGACUACUCAAGAACUACUUCCCAAUGCCACUGAUGCAGAUGCUGCUGCCACCUUUACAAUGGCUGCAGAUCCAGCCAUCAGCACCAUCACAUCCAAGCCCACCCUGGAGAGACCAAGCUCUGCCUCCAACACCAAGCUUGUCGGUCACAUGAACCCUACAGAGGAUGAUCAAGGGGACAAUCUAGAGUCCCAGGCAGAGACUGACGUGUACGACAGAGAAAAUGACGAUGACGGCGACUAUGACCUGGGGCCAGCAGUUAAGGCUCCUUUGAACUUCAACGACGAGGAGGAUGACAUCAUGGUGGACGCAGACAAUGAACCGGUGGUGCUCAGACCAGCAGAGAAUGCUGGGAAGAUAGACGUGCGUAUGAAGGACACCAACAUCUACACCAUCCAGGAUGAGGACUCUCACUUCUUCUUCCACUUGGUCAUCCUGGCCUUCCUGGUGGCCAUUGUAUACAUCACCUACCACAACAAGAGGAAGAUCUUCCUCCUGGCCCAGAGUCGGCGCUGGAGGGACGGCCUGUGCUCUCGCAACAAUGUGGAGUACCAUCGGCUGGACCAGAAUGUCAACGACGCCAUGCCUUCCCUCAAGAUGACUCAAGAUUACAUUUUCUGAGCAGAGAAGGAAGGCGUAAAGACUGACCUGAAUUGAACAAACCUGUUUCCGGCUGCAUUGUUGACAUGCUUCGCUUGCCCACAAGCUUGCCCCACUUCCUCUUGCUUCAGGACAAUCCUGGACAGGAGGGAGUUUGAUGGCUACUUCAUCUCUGUAAUCGAUAACCUACACGUUUUCAAUGUUCAUCUACGUACGAUGGAAAUAUUACUUUGUUUUGUUAACCAUACUCUGAGUUUUGAAAUUAUUUAUUUGGGUGACAAUUACACUGGUCUAUAUGAAAAACAUUCCACCAUGUUUAAGCCUUACUGUCCUUAAUAUAGUUUUGCUCUCCUUUUUUUUUUCUUCAGAUUACACACACAGAAAAUGUGGAUGUAUAGAUUGUCAGAAUCAAUAUCAAGAUAAAUAUGUUGUGAUACUAUUAGCUAUUUGUAGUUAUUAGCCACAAAGCAUUUGUAGUUGUAGAAGUUAAUAUUGUAGGACCUGGUUUCUACUUGUCAACUAAUCAAGCCCUUGACAAGAUGAAUCAGGUGGUGGUGGGGGGGGGGGGGGGGGGGGGGGGGUGUACUGAAGGACUGGAGUUGGGAAAACUAUACUACAAUUAUAGACCUUAAUAAAAAAUGCAGAUUCUUUUUUUUUUUUUUUACAGCAAUACUGACAAUUAUUUAUGUUGUGGUUCUUUCUUACGCUAAAUCCAUCCUCCCUUGACUUUUGUAGACAUGCAUGAACACACCACCACAUUGAUAUGGUGGCAGUUAUUCCUUGUAAUUGUAUUUUUCCAUAAUCUGGCAUUGUACUGGUCUUAACACUUUGCCCAGCUUGCUACACUUAUCCCAGGACUGGUCCUCCUUUCUAUUUGUUUGGUCCUUCAUUCUUCUCUUUUUAUCAGAAAUCUGCACUCUUCAUGUGGCCUAAUGUGCAUGUAAAGCACCACUUGGACGCCGAUUACCUUAGAUCAAUCAGCUCUCUGUCCCCGCUCUGGGGGCAUGUGCAUCUCAAAUGGCACCCUAUUCCUUAUGUAGUGCACUACUUUUGACCAGGGCCCUAUGGCUUUGGUCAAAAGUAGUGCACUGUGUAGGGAAUGGGUUACCAUUUGGGACGUAGCCUCAUUCUGGAGGAAACGAUAACCACCGUUGCUCACUCGUCAUUACCUUAACGAGCCUUCAGUUCUAAUGCCAUUAUCCUGUGACAUGAAUCCAGAAUUAUCAAUUCUCAUGCACUUGUCAAUUGCUGUUAAAUUUCCACUGUCUUUUCAGUACAGAGAAGAAGCAUUAGCCUGAGUGCCAGUCUGUUUAUGCUAACGUGCCAACUUGUCACUCAUUGUCAUGACGAGUAUGUUUGCCUUGACAAUGAGCGAUGGCAUUGGAAAGGGCACAAAGGCUGCGUCUACACAAGCAGCCCAAUUCUGAUAUUUUUUCCACUAAUUGGUCUUUACACCAAUUACAUCAGAUCUUUUUCAGAGCUGAUCUGAUUUGUCAAAAGGCCAAUUUAAUCAACAAAAUAUCAGAUUUGGGCUUCCUGUGUAAACAGCCUAAAUCUGGGACGAGGCUAAAACAUUGUAAAUAGGUGGUGGAUUUCAGCUGUCAGGAGCUGUGCGCACUCUGGUGUCACGACAAUCGCUAAAGCAUGAGAUGGAGAUGUCAUGCAUGAAACAGAUACGGUGUUGUGUAGCUUUCAUAUAGCAUGUGGUGGAUGAACACUGCUUUUGCAAUCAACUGUAGAGAUUCUAUAAAACACAAUUGUAUAUGGGUCCCUUUUUGACUCUUGGUAAUGCUUCAUUUGCUACUAAAUAAAUGUUAAUCUGUUUGUAA
This is a messenger RNA of Oncorhynchus kisutch (coho salmon), 3303 nucleotides long. Its product is annotated as trans-Golgi network integral membrane protein 1. The record is from RefSeq and is a predicted model, not a curated record. The transcript has 4 exons. Lineage: Eukaryota; Metazoa; Chordata; Actinopteri; Salmoniformes; Salmonidae. Bases 353 to 1495 code for a protein of 380 amino acids.